CUUCAUUUUGUUUCCGCUUCCGUUAGAAGAACAGUUGUUUCACAAAACUUAUUAAAUUAAAGAUUGCGAUUUAAUAAUGGAUUUUCCGAAAUUUCCUUGCAUUGAAUUUGAAAAAAAUAUUACUGAAAUUGUAGAAAACCCACUGCUUGAGAAUUUUCUACAGAAUUUUAUAUCUCAAUUGGUCGCUGAAAUUACACAGUUGGAAGCAUCUUGCAAUAAAUUGAAAAAUUCCAUAAAAGAUACGCUGGCUGUAAAAGAGAAAUAUUUAAAAGAUAUAUUUGCAAUUACAUAUGACAAUAAAGGUGAUGACAUUUUGCCACUGCAAUUGUCGAAUCGAAUGCAAAAAGAACUUGGCAUGUUUCGAUUAGGUGAGCAAAGAGUUAUUGGAUUGUUGGAACGUUUUCAUGGAGAUUAUAAAGAUUGGCGCCUCUCAUUAGAACAGCAAAUGCAAAAAUCACUUGGCACAGAAGAUGAAUUAUGUUUUUUGCCACAACAGCAAUUGAACAAUAAACUGGACACACUUGGAGGAAUUGCUAAAAAUGCCGAAAAUGAGCUGAAUGCUCUUGAAAAUACAGCAGAGCAUAAAAACAAAUUAUUAGAUGGAAAACUAAGAGAAAUGCAAGAGGAAGUGCACAAGCUGCAAUCGUUAAAGACGGAAAUUAGCGCUGCACAGCAACAACUCAUUGACGAAAUAAACGAAAAGCAAUUUAAAUGUCAACAAGAUACUAAUAAGUUGUUGAGGGAAAUUGCUAGCUUGCAAGAAAAGCUCGAUCUCUACGAAUAAAACCCGU
Messenger RNA from Zeugodacus cucurbitae (melon fly), 791 nucleotides. RefSeq lists its product as uncharacterized. The coding region runs from base 77 to 784 and encodes 235 amino acids. The record is from RefSeq and is a predicted model, not a curated record. NCBI's taxonomy places the organism in Eukaryota, Metazoa, Arthropoda, Insecta, Diptera, Tephritidae. The transcript is spliced from 4 exons.